Penicillium angulare is the source of this 1899-nucleotide messenger RNA. RefSeq lists its product as uncharacterized. NCBI's taxonomy places the organism in Eukaryota, Fungi, Ascomycota, Eurotiomycetes, Eurotiales, Aspergillaceae. The coding region runs from base 1 to 1899 and encodes 632 amino acids. The record is from RefSeq and is a predicted model, not a curated record. The transcript has 4 exons.
AUGCUUGACAAGCUUCCAUUGGACAUCCUGCUUCUAAUCGCGAAUUUGCUGUCAGCUAAUGCCGUUCGGAUCAUGAGUCAUGUCUCUUCAGGACUUCGUUGGCUUUUAACCCCCCUGGUCUAUCGGGAUAUUGAAUUCUGUGCUGUCAAUGAAUGGGCUUUGAAUGUUCUCGACGUCGAUGACUUUUUUCUCCACCACUGCGCGAACGUCGACUAUCUUCAAAGCACGAGGCGAGUGUCAAUACAUGCUCCUGUCCAUAUUGCUCGCUUCAACCGCUGCGUAGCCUUCAAUCUUUUUCGAACGUCAGAGCCUUCGAAGAGCUGUGUGAGCCUUGGAACAACCGACGAGGAGAAAGCACACGAACUCUUCCUCAAAGACAUAAUGAGUCAAAUGCGGAGGGUCUUCAAGGGUCUAAGAUCCAAUUCACUGCGCUCGUUCACGUGGCGUUUGGGAACAUGCGUUCCCAAUGGAAUCUUGAAUCAGGAUGGUUGUAUUAUCCAACAUCAGAAAGGUCUAGCCCAUCUUUCAUUGGUUACAGAUAGCUCAUGUCCCCAUGCAGCUGGCCAUCUCGAUGCUUUGCCGGACCUGUGCUCUUUGAGAUCACUGGAAUGGGAAGGGGUCCAGCACCCACGGGAGAUCGAUCUCUUGCACCGGUGCAUUCACCGCAAUAAGAAGCAUCUUAAGGCUCUUUCAAUCGGAUUCAGCAUAGGAGGAUAUCGUCCAGAUUUCUAUACGGACGUGCUCGGGCUGUGGGGAACCCUAUCCCGACCUAAUUCGGAUCAUUCGACAAUGUCCCUUCCUUCACUCGUUUCAUUGACACUCUCAAAAACGGGUAUGCCUAAACAGCUUCAAAUCAGUGGCGCGCCUGUCUUCUCCAGCCUGAAAGUCUUGAAAUUACGCGCAUGCCCUAAUGCUCUAGAAUUCUUGAAAGCCCUAUCGGAUUCCACGCCUCCUCUUCAACUCAAACGGUUCGAGUUCUGUGGUGAUAGCUUGGCUUCCACUUUAGACGAAAUAGACGAUAUCAGUAUACUGAUCUCAUUUUUGCUAUCAUUUCGAGGCUUGAAGCAUUUGCAUCUGAAGAUCUCGAAUUUUGCACGCUCUUGUCGUUUCCGAACUGCGAUCCAGCAUCACAUCACCACCCUGGAGACUCUGGCAUAUCACGAGCAACAACUUGCCCCAAUUGACGACGACAGACUAUGGUGGGACACUCGAGAUUAUGCUCCAUUAUGGAUUUUUGAGCAGGCGAGAGAUCUCCGCCUUCAUAGGCUUUCUGCCCUGGCGCUUUGCGCGAGCCCAGCUUUUCUAAGACCCGUACUUGAGCCAGCAGGUUCGGAGUGUACGCUUCAGAUAUUACAUCUCCGGUUCGUGGGCUUGGACCAUUUGCACCGCAAUAUUCAGUCCGAGGUGAUUGCACAGAUGAAAACAGGCCGUGCAUACUGUUCAUGUGGUUGUUGGGCCAAUAAUCUUCGACGAGGCUCAAACCCUCGUAGUAGGUGUAGUUUUACAAGCACGUGGGAAGAAUCAAUGACUUCUGAUCUAAUGAAAACUUCGGUUUCUUCGGAAAUACCGGUCGGCUCUGACCUGUGUUUUGAUGAGGCGAGAGAGAUUGUAGAAUUCGCGGACUGGGCAUUUGGGCCGCGUGGUCUUCCGAGUCUGAUGGUAUUGGCAUUUGGAGACUUUUCUUACGAAGAAAGAUACCAGAGGCAACGAUUUCUAGCACGCCGACGAAUGAACGGUGUAUCCAAGGAACCCGGCUGUGCAGAAAGCGAGGAAUCUGAUUGGACUCUGUGCAUCACCAACAAGGUGUCCGCUCUCGAUGAAGAUCCUUUCCACGGAUCUGACACGUUCUUGUCGGUAUGUCCCGAUGGGUCAUUGAUGGAAAAUCCCGAGGAGUGGUAG